AUGUGGACAAAAGAUUCGACUGAGGCAAUUUACGUAUAUCGAGGAAUUCAUAUGGAAAAGAAAAAGCUAGAUCUUGUGAGCGUCGCGUCCGAAUAUAAAGAAAUCAAACGACGCCAGUUCUACCAAGAACUCGUUGUGUACUUUGUCUUUCUGACUCUGCUCUUCUCACUGCUGUCAUGGCUACCUGUGCAGGACAGUUUCUAUCAAAAUGAUGUAGUGGGAGCCCUCACAUGUCGUGAAGAAGGCGAGUGUGCGAUCAAGACUUUUGCAGACAUUUAUGCCUUUGCUGCCAAGCUACACGAUACAGUCUGUGAGCGUGAAGACGUCACGGCACAAUGGGUUCGUGUGGGAGGUGUCGGCUUUCGUCAAGUUCGAGUUGAGCAACAGCGGUGUCGAGUGUACGAUGGAUGGAAGGCUCCAUGUUAUCCAUUUUACAGCCCUGACGUAGAGCAGAAAACACCUUUGCUUGGUCAAAAUGGGACUGGUCGUGUGUAUAAAUGGAGAAAUGGACUGGGCGAGCUGUCACCCGAAAUUUAUCGGUCUUUUUUUGAUUGGUUGUUCUUCGCACCUGCCGUAUCGUAUGGCUCUGGUGGAUAUGCUGUGGAUCUGUGCGAUCUGGAGAGUGUACACGAACUCCAGCAAGAUCAUUAUCUUUCGGAACACACACGAGCCGCAGCUUUCAAAUUUAUCUUACUUAAUCCGAUUACUCGCGUGUUUACCAUUGGCAUGCACGUGAUCACAGUAGAUCCGUCCGGUCAUAUUGAUCACUUUGCGCAUAGCUCUCACGUUCGAGUAAUCGGUCAUGAGAAACCAGAGCAAUUUACGAGCGCUACUGAUAACAUGGAAUCGGUCAUUCAGCCUUGGCUUCAUCGCAGAAUCCUUUCAGCGAUUGCUACGUCAAUUUUUAUGGUGCGAGAGGCGUUUGACGUGCGUGUACUUUUAUGGGUCGCAAUCGUUCUUUUCUUCAUCACCUACUGUAUCGGUGAGGCUACCGAAAUGAAGUCGAUGGGCAUUUUAACUUAUCUUGGCUCAGAUCUGUGGAAUGUUUUCGAAUUGACCCACUUAGUGGUACUAGCUGCACUUUUGAAUGACAUGGUGCAUUACUACAUGGCAUCCAGCAGCUUUGCAUUAGAUUUGGCGGAACUGAGCGAAGGUCGCGGUGUGGAAGAGUUGAGCCACUCACGCUCGCAAGAGUUGUUGACAGAGUUCCAGCAGCUAUCUGAUCUCGCUUCAUUAGGAUCUGCCAUCAGUUUGCUGAAAGUUUUUAAAUUCUUGCGCAUGAAUGCGACACUUAACCUGCUCUGGCGUGUGCUAGGCAUGGCGAUGAGUGACCUUAUGGGAUUCCUUGUUAUAUUUAAUCUCAUCUUCUUGGGCUAUUCGGCUAUGGGCAGCUAUGCCUUUGGAUUUGCUCUGGAAGAGUAUUCAACGAUUAGCAAGUCGUACGGAACGUGCUUUCAAAUGUUAGCUGGCGAGAUGGACUAUGGGCGACUACAGCAAGCUAAUCCCCGUGUUGCGCCGCUCUUCAUUGGUACAUUUGUUGUUUUGGUUUUUCAGAUCGUCGUAAAUAUGUUUGUUGCAAUUUUGUCGGAAUACUACGAAGUCGCUAAAAACGACGAAACAGCGAGUGGGGAAGAUGUAGAGUAUGACGUGCUAGCUCGCAUUCGUAGCUUUGUACGAUCCUUUUCACCGACGGUUGUGGUUCCAAAGGACCAUGGAGUGAUCCGUCUUAUUCCGUGGCAGCAAGUACGUCUAAUUUCCACAAAUCUUGUUGACCAAGAAGAAACACGGCUACGCGUGCGGAAGCUAUUUCGAGGUGCCGUGUGGCGAGUUGUAGCUCUCCUGCGUUUUGGCAUGAAAUUUGACCGUCGAAUAAAUUUUGGUGAUCGCAAGGCUCACGAUGGAGUCGGUGGUCACGGUGGCAACAGUGGAUCCAACAAUGGUAGGGAAGCUCGCGAACUAGUCUCACAUAUUCGACUAUCUGAAAACUUUGACCACAAGACGAUUAAGGAGAUGAUUCCGAUUGGUAUCACGAUUCGAUUGCAAGGAAACUCGAUAUUUGGUGACGGUCUGGCGCUCAAAGUUGUCCAUCAUAGCAAGCUGUCUGUCGAGUGCAUUGUUUUAGGUCCAAAUGAUUCGGAAGGCACGAGAUUUGGGGCAGACACGUUUGGAAACAUGAAAGGAUUUGCACCACCACGCUCUAUAUCGUCGUUGGGCUCAUUCGAUGACGAUUCGGACUUAGACGAUGGCGCACCGCGAGAACGAAUCUUGGAACUAAUUGGCGGCGAAAAGCUACGUAUUCCGAGGAGAAGACUAGCUGUACACUUGUGUCGUAUAGUAUUCAAUGAGCUUAAGAUUAGCCUUUUGCGUGCAACAAAGUUGCUGAAUUAUGCAAAGGAUCACAUGGUGGACGACUAUCAUCUCGGCUUGCUCUUUGAUAGUGUUCGUGCGGAAGGUCGAACUAGUCUACGUUUUGAUGAAAUUUCCCGCAUGCUGGACCUUUACCUACGCAAGGAUAAGCGUCGAGCGAUGUGUUCGCAAGCUGAAGUGCGCCGUGAAGCUCUUCAAGUAAUGUAUCGCUUCCAUAAGUGUUUGAUCGACAUGCCGUCGCGUGAAAAAGAAGGCCACAACUAUCGACCGAAGCCUGUUGACACAUCAAAGAUCGAGCUGGGUCACCUGGAACACCUUGGCGAUGUUCUUGCUCGCAAUUGUCAUGAUAUGUGGGCACUCGAGCGACUUAAGCAAGGAUGGCAGUAUGGCAAAGAACGCGACGACUCAAACAAGAGGCAUCCGAACCUCGUGCCGUACAAACUACUCUCGGUAGAAGAACAAGCUUUUGACUAUCGCUCUUCAAUUGAGACAAUUAAGACGAUAAUUUUUAUGAAUUACACGAUUUCGCGUGCGAAUCAUCAGCGCACACAAAGCGGCACACACGAUUCCAUCUCACGGUCUGCGUCGAUGAUGUCCGAUGUCACGGAUGGAUUUGGCGGAAGCAACAGCUCAUUGAUCAGUGGCGGGUCGGAAUCAACUACAAGUCCCCGGUCUGCUGAUGCUGCAGUAUUUGAGGAGUUAGGAACCGCCUCUCAUCCUGGAGCUCUGGCCAGGCCUGUACCCUCCCUUUUACGCGAAGCCAUGAGUUUCCGAAGAAAUAGUCUGAUGGGCGAUUCUCCCUAUUUCACAACCUAUGGAGAGGGGAAUGUUGAAGUGUAUCGGCCUCUUCCCAUUGAUACGACCACGAUUGAGCUUCCUUUGAGACUAUUGCGCCUUGUAGAUUUGCUGGCUGAAAAUGCACACGAGGUUUGGGCGAAAGGGCGGAUGGAUGAAGGCUGGACGUACGGCCCCCUGCGAGACGACAGCGCUAAAAAACAUCCAUGCCUCGUGCCGUAUGUGUUUCUCACGGAUGAUGAAAAGGAAUAUGACAUCAACAUUGCAAAGGAGACUCUUAAGACUUUGAUUGCCAUGAAGUUUACUAUCCUCGACCGCUCCAGCAAAUACUGA
Molecule: messenger RNA, 3495 nt
Organism: Plasmopara halstedii
Lineage: Eukaryota; Oomycota; Peronosporomycetes; Peronosporales; Peronosporaceae
Product: ryanodine-inositol-triphosphate receptor ca2 channel (rir-) family protein
Exons: 1
Coding region: 1-3495 (1164 amino acids)
Source: RefSeq, a predicted model, not a curated record